Messenger RNA from Hibiscus syriacus, 1243 nucleotides. Its product is annotated as transcription factor Pur-alpha 1-like. The record is from RefSeq and is a predicted model, not a curated record. Gene Ontology annotation, molecular function: RNA polymerase II transcription regulatory region sequence-specific DNA binding; purine-rich negative regulatory element binding; DNA-binding transcription factor activity, RNA polymerase II-specific. Gene Ontology annotation, biological process: regulation of transcription by RNA polymerase II. NCBI's taxonomy places the organism in Eukaryota, Viridiplantae, Streptophyta, Magnoliopsida, Malvales, Malvaceae. Gene Ontology annotation, cellular component: nucleus. The coding region runs from base 423 to 974 and encodes 183 amino acids. The transcript has 5 exons.
UAUGUUUAUAGGGUUGAUUUGCACAUUGAUUUAUGUUGGAUAUGUCUGAAACAUAGAUUCUUAAAGGACAAUGAAGAACAGGUGGUUUCUCAUUUCGGAAUUUGAACAUUCUUAGUGAAAAAUAAAUAAAUAACCAGCGAAUAUCUUGAAAGAUAGAAUAAAAUUUAACUAAAGAGGAAUCAGAUCAUUCUGUUAAAUUCCUGGGGAAAUAUUGUAAAAUCUGACCGUUAUUGUAUUUUUUUUUCUUUUGAAUAAUGCUAGAUAUAGACAUGCAUUUAAAUACAUACAGAUACACACACAAACACUGGCAUGCAUUAUUGUAUCUUGUUUUUUAUUCUUUGCAUUAACUUUGAAUUGUUUGGAAGAUAGGAAAAGUCAAAAGUUUGAGAUCACCAUCUUUUUUAAAUAAAAUCGUUGCUUUAAUGAAAUCAUCUAUGAAGGUGUCUGAAGCAUCUGUCAGCAGAAACCGCAGUACCAUUAUUGUGCCAGCAGGAAGUACCAGGGAUGAAGGGUGGGCAGCCUUCAGGAACAUAUUGGCAGAUAUCAAUGAGGCAUCAAGACUUUUCAUAUUGCCGAAUCAGAAAAGUUCCGAACCUUCGGAAGGCCUUGUUGGGCUUUCAGAUGACGUCGGGGCUGGCUUCAUAUCUGGACACAUCCAGCCUACCUCAAACUCUGAAUUGAAUGUAGAUAGAUCAGUUGAAUUGCCAGCACAAGAUGAAAUCGGUAGCAUGGGGGUUUCAAAGGUGAUCAGAGCAGAUCAGAAGAGGUUUUUCUUUGAUCUUGGGAGCAACAACAGAGGACAUUUCUUGAGGAUAUCCGAAGUUGCAGGUUCUGACCGUUCUUCCAUCAUUCUCCCACUGUCAGGAUUAAAGCAGUUCCACGAAAUAGUGGGUCAUUUUGUGGAGAUAACAAAGGAUCGCAUUGAGGGAAUGGUUGGUGCGAAUGUUCGAACGGUGGAUCCACUUCAAAGGUGAAUGCCUGCCGGUGGGAUUGGAAAAAUAAGUAAUCCUGAUUCUGUCAAGUUUGGUUUAGAGCCUCUGUUAGUUGUUUGAUAAAAGAUGCAAUUGUGCUGUUCUCAUUCAAGGCUUGAAAAUAAUCCAAUUUUGAUCUGUUUGAUUAACAGAGAAAUAUUGGAGAUAAGUUGUGAAGUUUAGUUUUAUAGGAAAUAAUAUGGAGAUAAGGCUUUGGAUAUAUUGUAAUUUGACCCUUUGAAUAAUGCUCACUUAUUUCACGUGUGUUUUAG